Molecule: messenger RNA, 1371 nt
Organism: [Torrubiella] hemipterigena
Lineage: Eukaryota; Fungi; Ascomycota; Sordariomycetes; Hypocreales; Clavicipitaceae
Source: the annotation of a GenBank genome assembly
AUGAUAUUUAUUGGCUUAUCAUUUGCUCGACCGUUCCUCUUCCAAGCCGCUAUCAAAGCUGUUAGUGAGCCUGAUCUCUCCAGAGCAAAAACUGGUGGCUUACUUGGCGCAACGUUUCUGGUUUUCGUUUUGCUGGCAAUCUCGCGUGCAUACGCACAAGGGUUGGUCAACAAAAGCAUGGCCUACUUUAGAGGCUGCAUAGUUGCUGCAAGAUUGCAUAAAAUGUAUCGCCUUCCCCAAUCUGAGCUCAAUAAACGUGCAGCCCUUACACUCUCUACCACGGACAUUGCGGGAAUGGAACGAGGUGUGCUACUAUUUCAUGAAGUUUGGGCAGGCAUUCUCUCUACAGGGCUUGGUAUAUAUAUUUUGAGCCGGCUUGCCGAGGCAGCCUCCUUCUUGGUCAUUAUUCCUGUUGCCAUUAUGCUGUCCGUCUCUUACAAUCUAACAACAAAAAUGCGUCCAGCGCAGAAAGCCUGGAAUGAACAGAUUGAGAGGCGCGUGGCAAGCACAUCGGAUGUUUUACACGGACUACGGAGCGCGAAAAUGUCCGGUCUAACUAAGGCUGUGGCAUCGUCUUUGCAAGCCAUGAUGCAGAAGGAGGUAUCAUCAUCCAAGAAAUGGCGAAAGUUUAUCACCUUUCAGUUUGUUUUGUCUCAACUCACUCAGUCCUGGACCUCAAUCGUCGUCCUCGGUGCCACGUUGUUCUGGACCCGGUCGCUGUCUGGUUCAGCACCUGCCAACAUUUUCGCGACAGUAUCAACGACACCGUUACUCAACCAGCCACUAGAGGAUGUGAUGAUGGCAUUUUCAAAACUCACCUCAGCAUUUGCUUGCUUUGAGAGAAUACAAAACUAUCUACUACUACCCGAGUUGGUAGAUGUGCGCCAGCAAGAUCUCGGUCAAAUUGCUGAUGCAAACCAAGCCCCAAGAUUCGCAGCCCAGCUAGUUGGGGUCUCGACAAAACCGUUGGAUUCAGGACGCCAGCUGUUUCACAGUUUGCAUGCUGAUUUUCCUACACAGGAACUCAGUGUUAUCAUUGGGCCUGUAGGAUCUGGCAAAUCCACAAUAUUAAAGCUGCUUUUGGGUGAGGUGGACAUCACUCGCGGGCAUAUCCACAUUGAUAAGACAUCAAUUGCCUAUUGCGAUCAGAAGCCCUGGCUUGAAAAUAAAUCAAUCAAGGAAAAUAUUGUCGGCCAUCGAACUAUCACAAUUGGUUGGUACAAUAAGGUUCUCUCAGCAUGCUGCCUUGAUCGAGAUAUUGAGCUCCUUGCAAAAGGGGACGAUACUGUUGUUGGUAGUGCCUGUUGCAAUCUGAAUGGCGGCCAGCGACAGCGAGUUGUAAAGUAUUUUACCACUGUUGGCAUAUACUAA